Messenger RNA from Entrophospora sp. SA101, 762 nucleotides. The record is from the annotation of a GenBank genome assembly. NCBI's taxonomy places the organism in Eukaryota, Fungi, Glomeromycota, Glomeromycetes, Entrophosporales, Entrophosporaceae.
AUGCUUGCUAAAAAUCUUAUUAUAUAUAAAUCAGAUCAAAUAAUCUCAAAAAUUGGCAAAGAUCCAAAACUAAUAGCUACCAUUUAUCAAUUCACAGAAACUUUGAAAAAGAAAGGUGUUGAUCUUACUACAGAUACUUUGCCUCCAAAAACUUUUAAUUUAUCUGGAUCCAUCAUUACAAAAUCAUCAAAAAAAUCAAAAAUAAAAGAGACUCUAAAAUCAAUACUUGAUCAAUCGCCACAACCUACGUCUCGAUCAAUAAAUUCGAUCGAACAUUUAAGAUCUAAUGUCAAAAAUUCAAAAAUAAAAGAAACUUUAAAAUCAAUACUUGAUCAAUCGCCACAACCUACUUCUCAAUCAAUAAACCAAGUCGAACAUUUAAGGUCUAAUGUCAAAAAAUCAAAAAUAAAAGAAGCUUUAAAAUCAAUACUCGAUCAAUCACCACAACCUAAUUUUCAAUCAAUAAAGCCAAUUGAACAUUUGAGAUCUAAUGUCAAUGCUAGUGCCAAUUCUACAGAAAUUAUUCCCAAGACUAUUAUUAAUCACAUUCAAGUUACUGACACUAGCAUUAAACCUGUCAUCAAUGCUCCUUCUACCGUACCUGACACUAUUACAUCUACAUCUGCAAAAAAAUCAAUGAGAAUUAGAAGGAGAAUUGCAGCUACAACAAAUGCAAAGCAAAAAAUAAAAUCCUCAAGAAAAUCUAAAAAAUCUAUUGGUUUAUUUUCAAAAAUUAAAGGAUUUUUUGGAUUAUCAAAUUGA